Metopolophium dirhodum (rose-grain aphid) is the source of this 7204-nucleotide messenger RNA. RefSeq names its product hormone receptor 4-like. Lineage: Eukaryota; Metazoa; Arthropoda; Insecta; Hemiptera; Aphididae. Bases 1822 to 4701 code for a protein of 959 amino acids. Gene Ontology annotation, biological process: regulation of DNA-templated transcription. Gene Ontology annotation, molecular function: zinc ion binding; sequence-specific DNA binding; DNA-binding transcription factor activity. The transcript has 14 exons. The record is from RefSeq and is a predicted model, not a curated record.
AUAGGCUUUAUCCUAAUUAUUUAAUCGAGACUUUUAGGGAUCACCUUAUUCGUAUAGGUAGGUACAGCAUGUAAAUUGUAUAAAUAUGUGAUAUUAUGAUAUCGUUACGUCGACGGUGAAUAUUUUGUUAUUCCUAUAAAUGGGUUAGGUUCUUACACUCGUACACGUAUACCUGUGAAAUAUAUGUAACCUGCAACGUGUAAGAUGAGUGUUACAUAAACAAAAAAAAAAACCGAACGAAAUUCGCUCGGUCUGGCAAUCCGGUUUGGCAAAAGACAACAAUAAUAAUAAUCCCAACAGUCCAUCUGUUCUUCCUCGGCAGUAAAAUCGUUACGCAAAGAAACAAAAAAUCGAAGAGAUAAAAACACGACAACCAAAAAUCGUUCUCACGAUUAUUUAACCAUCAUAUUUAUCGUUGCGAGUCAUAUUAUAAUAUGCAACCGAAGAAAAUAUGUUUCGGUAAUAGUAAAUAUUAAAUAAUAAUAACUAAGAACAAUGAUUUGCCUAUCGCAUCAAAUAUUUGUGUGAGAGAAAUAAAAUAAAAUAAAAUAUCGUUUCAUCGCGAGAAGUGCACGAGAGCAAUCAAAAAUUGAAAUGAAAACUACCAAGCUCUUGGAACGCGACCUUUUACAAAAUAUCGCUAAUUCCCUUACCCACUGUAAUUUGGGGUGACUUUGGGCCAGACGACCGACACCAGUGUCCGGGUCUGCGCGUGCGCCCACGUUUGUGCACACUUUCGCGCCGUUGACGGUCGGUGGGGAGGAAAAUCUAGUACUCGCGCGGGGGAUGAUGAUGUUUGUUUUCCCGGGGGAAGAUGAGGUGGAGUAUAAGUGAGUAUAACACAGUGCGUGUGUUUUGACGAUGUUUAAAUAUACGGCGACGGUGGUGUCGGUAGCGUUGCCGCCGCCGAACGGGUGGGCGAACUCGCACGGCGCUGACCUACUUACCGCGGCGCAGGUUACCGACCUCUUCCCUCUUCGUUUACACCGGCGGCAGCGGAGGCCCCACUUAUAACCUUCACGCGAUACACAAACAAGCGCUCACACGCACACACACACGCACACGCUCUCAGACCGUCGUCGUUCGCCGACAGUGGCCUCAUCUACCAUUGGCGGCCGAAAGUCCCACCAGAAAAAAAACCGUUCGUUUUGCAUUAAACAGACAGAGAUUGCACAAGCCUCCGUCGCGUGUGUACACUCGUUUAAUACAUAGGUACAAAUAUUUUUUUCUAUUUCGUCUUUCUCGCUUUUCUCCGCCGCCGCCGCCGCCGCCGCAAACAGCGGCUCGAUCAUUCCCGAACCAAUCGUCAUCGAUUGUACGCCGGUCCCGCUAUCGUUGUAGCCGCCGCCGUGACGCAAAAUUCCGAAAACUUUGGGCGAAAAAAAUUCCCUCGAUCGUAUUCGUUUCGCGACGCUUAAGAAAUGUUUUCGGUUUUGCUAGAAAAUAUAUUUUUAAACCAUUCUCGGUGUUAAACAGUCGCGGUGGCUGGGCGUUACCCCGUGUUCGCGGUCGCUGAGAGAUAGAUGCCGCGUGACGCGGGUGUUGUGCGCUACGGGGCGUGCUCGUGUAGCUCGUGUGCGACAAAAGAUUGAAGAGAAAGUGACAGUAUUCGCUCGAUGACCGAACGCGCCGCACGGUGUCGGUUGUAUUCCACAUAAACGUUAGAUAGGAUUUUCUCCCAUGUACGACGCCGCCGCACUCUCGUCUACGAGAUAUUAUGAUUGAAUUUUUUUUACUUUCUGCGACGAUGCGACUACAGUAGCAAUUAUUAACAUGUGUUAUGGGGCAGAUUUUUUUACACUGCGCCGUGUCACGUUUUAAAUGAUCGGACUUCACGCGCACAUAUCGACGAAUAAUAUUUUUUACAUUAAGCGAGGAAUUAUGACCCUAACAAGUACCCCGUGUGACCUGAGUACCAUGAGUCUGUUUCAAGACCUGAAACUGAAGAGGCGCAAAAUAGAUUCAAGGUGCAGCAGUGACGGUGAGAGCAUAGCGGACACUAGUACUUCAUCACCAGACGUCGCUGGCCCGGCGUCCCCAUCUAACCGAAUGGACAGAUCAGUACCGUCGCCUGGACUUAUCAUAUCGAUGGAUAGAAUGGCGUCGUCUCCGGAAUGCGGCAGCAUGACCACGGACAGCGGGCAAGACCCGAAUGACGUGGGAGAAGGCGUUAAGGUCAAAGAGGAGAUGUUGGACGAACCGCAACCAAAAGAUGUGAUUGGGACGGGAUACGAAAACGGGACGGUGACCGAUAACAAGGCGGAACCACCGUCGCCGUCGCCAUCACCUUCGGCGGUGGUUACAGCAGCGUUGGCGGCGGCGGCGGCGACGGCAGCAGCGCAACAGGAGCAGCAGCAGCAGAGACGCGAGUCGGUGGUGAUGACAAGCCCGUUGAGUUGCGUUGUCAAGUCACCAACAACCCCGCCACCGCCACCAUCGUCAUCGUCGUUGUCGCCACCCUUGACUUGGACGACGGCGACUGCUCAAACAAAUCCACCACCGCUGCGGUGUUACACGCCCUCCUCCGCUGCCAACUCCAUGUCGGUGACGCAGCAGUACCAGCAGCGCCGGCAAUCCGUCGUCACUUCCGUUUCAUCGGCGUUUUGGAACGCGGGCACGCAGACGUCGCCCGCGUCCACUGCGCCGGGUAAUGCAUCCGUGGCCACCGCCGCCGCAGCGUCCGUGCUGUCCGUGUGUCGCAUCAAUGGCGUCCGACCUGAGCUCAUUGGCGGUGCGGGAUUCGCGACCACGGCUGCGGUCGCCACCUGCAACACUGACAUGAAACCACCGGCUGCCAUACCCCCACGGACUACCCGGUCUGCACCCACCGUCAUAAUGGGCGAAGCGGGUGGAGUGCGGACUAUGAUCUGGUCCAGUCCACCCUGCACCGUGGAACAGUCUACGUCACCCGCCAGCACUGGCUGCAGUUCCGUACCAUCAACGGUCAGCACGCCGUACUGGUCGUCCGCGGCCACAUGGUCGUCCAACACGUCGUCCACAUCGUCCCCGUCCCCGUCACCCGCAGCGGUCAGUGAAGAGUCAGCCGCUCAUCUACUGUUGAACCUUGGCGUGGCCGCUGGUCAUGAUGUGGCGUCUGUCAUCAGCCACAUGCCCGGUCUUAGGCCCAUUGGUGGCCAGCUGCAGCAGACGUCAGUGGCCGGUGGUGGAAGUGGUGGUGGUGGCGGUGGUGGCGGCAACGUCACCAGUGGUGGACAGCAGAGCUUUCACGUGCCGCUCAAUAUGGAACGUUUAUGGGCCGGUGACCUGUCACAGCUCCCGGUGGCCGCCACGCAUCAGAUGCACGCGCUCAACUUGACGGCCAACACGGGACCCGGAUGGCCGAUGGCUGGUUCCAAUGGCGACAAUAAGUCUGCGCCUGUCAACGCAUACCACCAGAUGGAGGAGGCCGACGAACAGGAACAACCCAUGGUGUGUAUGAUCUGUGACGACCGAGCCACGGGUCUCCAUUACGGCAUUAUCACUUGCGAAGGAUGCAAGGGGUUCUUCAAACGUACCGUCCAAAACCGGAGGAUAUACACGUGUAUAGCUGAAGGCACUUGUGAAAUAACAAAAGCUCAAAGAAACAGGUGUCAAUACUGCCGGUUUAAAAAAUGCAUCGGCCAAGGAAUGGUGUUGCAGGCCGUCCGAGAAGAUAGAAUGCCGGGUGGACGAAAUUCUGGCGCUGUAUACAACUUGUACAAGGUAAAGUAUAAGAAGAAGAGGCCCCCGAAGAACGGACAAGUAAAAAUGGAGAAGUCCGUCACAUGCACCACGGCCAGUACCAUGACCACGAUUAAAACAGAAAACCAGGAUAACAAUUCCUCGUCUAUGUCGACCCUGGUCAACGGCACCAUAUUAAAGACUGCACUAACGAACCCCAGCGAGGUCGUUUAUCUCAGACAGCGACUAGACAACGCUGUCAGUUCGUCGAGGGACCGUACGUUUUCGAUCGAAGCUACGGUGAACAUGAUCAAGAACCUCAUGGACUGCGACGAGUUUCAAGAUAUUGCCACUCUGCGGAACAUGGAGGACUUACUCGAACACAAUUCUGAUCUGUCAGCCAAACUGAUGCAGAUCGGAGAUUCGAUCGUGUACAAACUGGUGCAGUGGACCAAGCGUCUUCCGUUUUACCUCGAAUUGCCAGUCGAAGUGCAUACGAGACUUUUGACACACAAGUGGCAUGAACUGCUGGUGUUGACCACCUCGGCAUAUCAAGCGAUACACGGCCCCCAGAAGAUAUGGAACUCCACCAACAUGAACGGUGACCGGAACGAGGAUUCCGAAUUCCACCAAGAGGUGUUUCAAAAUCUGUGUAUAUUGCAAAACUGCCUGUCCUCGAUGAUGGGCAAACCCAUAACGAUGGACCAGCUCCGGCAAGAUGUUGGCGUAAUGGUGGAGAAGAUCACACACGUCACCCUCAUGUUUAGGAGGGUAAAGCUGCGAAUGGAAGAGUACGUGUGCUUGAAAGUCAUAAUCAUGUUGACACAGAAUAAUGGUAAUACCACUAGUGAGCUGGAAACCAUCCAAGAGAGAUAUACGUCUUGCCUGAAGACUUAUGUCGAACACACUUUUCCCAUGCAACCCAACAGGUUGCAAGAUCUCCUUCAACGACUGCCAGAGAUUCAGUCAGCUGCUUCGCUCUUGUUAGAGUCAAAAAUGUUUUAUGUGCCUUUCCUCUUGAACUCCACGAUCAGAAGUUAGUGCAUACAUUAUUAUGCACGGAGGAUAGCUACUGAUCAUCAUUAUUAUAAUAGAAUAGAACCAGUUACCAAAAUAAUAACUAUAUAUGUACCUAAUAUAUGAAAGUGAAAACGAAGAAGAAAUGGAAACGACUAGAAUUUGUCACCCUCGCGCGCAUGCGUGUGUGAAUGCUACCGUACCUAUAUAUAGUUAGUACGUAUUCAUUUUGUAGGUAAAUUGUGCAUUGUUAAUUGUUAUAUUAUUAUGUGAACCAGAGGAGAUUCUUAUAUUAGGAAUAUUUUUUUUAAGUUUUUCUUGUUUUUUUUUUUAUGUAUUACUAAUACGUUUCAUUUUGUAACUCUUGAGUUUUUCCUUUACGAUUUGGGAGUUAUUUAAUCGUUGAAUCCAGCUAUAUGAAAGUAUCUAUAAUGUUAACAUAAUGUUAGUAUAAUAAUAUAAUGUCCGUGAAAAUUUGCCCCACGUCUGUAUAAACUACGUAUAUAAAUAUAUAUAUAUAUAUAUAUAUAUAUAUUAUUUUAAGAUAGUAUAAUUAUUACGAUACGAGAAAAGUUUUUGAAAGAGAUUAUAAUAAUAAUAAUAAUAUAUGAUGAUGAUGAUGAUGAUAUAGGUAUACGCGUGUGGGUUACCUUUGUAUUAUUAUUUAUUAUUAAUUAGACUUAAUUGUAGCAGUAAUGUUAUAUUGUAUUUUGAGUGUAUAAACUGGCGCGUACGGUACCUAAAUCAUAUUACAUAUAUGUGUAUAUAUAUAUAUAUAUAUAUAUAUAUAUAUAUAUAUUAAAUACGAUAGUAGGUAUGUUUUGUUUAAAUGAUGUAGGCUGAUUGCUGAAUUAUAUUAUCUUCUCUGUCUGUGUUUCUCUACAUCUCCAUCCCCCAUAUGUCUCUGUCUCUCUUUCUGAGUAUUUCUAUACUCUCCUCCUUACCUUGUUCCAGUGGCGCUAGGCAAAACGUAAUGGGCACCGUCAUUGUAUUCAUACUGAAUAUUGACAACACACACACACACACACACACACACACACAUAAUAUACUCGAGAUGGCUAUAAAUUAUUUUGGUAUUUCUGACAACUUUGUGAUUUCUUAUUAAUAUGUAAUUAAAAUAAUUUUUAUAGUAAAAAUAUAGUUUGACUUACAUAAUUUUCAUUCGUCGCGUAAUAUGUAUAAAUAUAUAUUACUUUCGUACCUAUAUUAUUUUUUAAAAAAUAAGUGAAUACUUAAUUUUUUUAAUCGACACACUGCCAGUAUAUAAAUAACAAUUUUGCAUUAUACUACUUUUAUAUUUUCAUAAAAAAAAAAUAAGUAAAAAAAAUAAAACGUGAAAACUAUAUUUUUAUACAUUCUUCGUAUAAACGAAGAAUUAAUUUUAAUAUAUUAAAAUAAUAGUAAUGUAAAAUUUAAGUUAAAUUAAAAAAUUGAAUUUCGUUAAAUGUCUGUCUAUAUACAUAUUAACAUAUGUAAUAUGUAUAUGCAUUUUUCGAUACCAUCUCAAAGGAUGGUAGGUACCCAUUUAAAUGUAAUACUUAGGUUUUUUAUUAAUAAAAUCUAAAUGCGCUUUGAUCGCAACCGUAUCGGUUGGAUUGUUUUCAAAUACCACCCUAUUCCUCGAGCAAUUUCUAGGUUACCUAUACAUACAAAACAAUAUGAUAUGAUAUAUUUACCUCAAAUAGAUAACCUAUUUAAUAUUCACGAUUAUAGAUAUAUAUACCUAACCGUUUAGGUAGCUACACUACACAAAACUACAUGUUUAGAUUUAAAUCUAUUGCUGAGUAGGUAGUCAAACAUUAAAGUUACCAAUUUAUUGAAAUAUAAUAAAAACGACUCCUAAACUAAACAAAAAGAGAUAUUAUUAUAAAUAAUAAAAUAUAAUAUACCUACGGACUAAAAGCUACGUAGGCUAAGGUGCAUUAUAAAAAAAUAACACGAAUAUUAGGCUCGAAAAACAUAAUGUUGAAAAUAGGUACACACAUAUUAUAAUAUAAUAUAUGUUACAAACAUGUUCCUUUAGUUUAACUGAUAAGAAAAUUAUUGUAAAUUAUGUCCAAUGUAUUUUUUUUUUUUUUUGAUAGGAGUAAUAUGAUAUUGGGGAUAGGUAUUAUUAUCUUGUUUAACCUUUUUUUUUUUUGUUAAUUUGUAACCAUUAUUUUCUUGAUCGUUAUAAAUUGUGUUCCAACAUUACUAACGUUGUACUUGAAAACUAGAUUUUGUAAAAUGUUUAAAUGUUUAUUAUUUGUGUAAAAGAAAAAAUAUUUAUAAUACUAUAAUAUAUAUAUAUAAUAAUAAUAUUAUAUUAUGUAAACACUGACUGUUUUAUCCGUGAAAAUCGGUGCCUUUGCGCUUGUUUUUGUUUUUUUUAAAUCAUAUUGUAACAGAAUCUGUCGUUUUAAUAAAAAAUUUAUAAUAUAAUAUGUUUUAUAGAAAUGUAGGCUAUAAAAAUAAUUUUAAAAAAAAAUGAUCUAUCGAAGCAAUAAAAGUAGUAAAUUUAAAAAAAAAUUAAAUAACUGAAUCAAAA